AUGCGCUGCAGGCCACUAUCAUUAUACUCGUCGCCGCUAUACCGCUCGCAAUCCGCUCCAUUCGUCACCCGCUCCUUCACCACCAGCCGCCUGCUGCGUCAAGAUCAGCCCGAGGCCUUCAUACGCCAGCUCAGACAGGAAGAGAAAGAGACACGGUCCCACGACACUUCUGCUGCCGCUGGAGAAGACGCUGCCGCAUCAGACGCCCCUGCUCCGGCUCCCGCACCUGCUCAACAACGCAAUGAGACACCGUCCAUGAUCGAUCUGAUGGACAGUGUGCUCGAUGGCUCAAAAGGCGUCCCCAAUGUCGCUGAACAACGUACCUCCCGCUUCGCCACGCCCUCUGCUCAGGACAAAAAUCGCGUCUCCCCUGCCAGAGAAAACAAGACCUCUAUGGAUGACUUUAUCCUUGGUUUGAAAAACAGACCAAACGUAAACGACAUGCUUUACAGACCCGAGAUCAAGCCUGUCAGAGACCUUGACUUCACCCCUAGUCCUACUCUCGGCAAGACCGUCCUGGUCAAGAACGGCGGUGACGUUGGCCGCGCUUUCCGUCAGGUCGAAGCUUUGUGCGGCAGAAACAAGGUCCGCUCCGACUUCAACAAGCAACGUUUCCACGAGCGUCCGGGUCUCAAGAGGAAGCGUCUGCACUCUGAGCGCUGGCGUAGACGCUUCAAGGAGUCCUUCCGUGGCACUGUCAAGAUGGUCAACAAGAUGAGGAAGCAGGGCUGGUAA
Aureobasidium pullulans EXF-150 is the source of this 735-nucleotide messenger RNA. RefSeq lists its product as uncharacterized. NCBI's taxonomy places the organism in Eukaryota, Fungi, Ascomycota, Dothideomycetes, Dothideales, Saccotheciaceae. Gene Ontology annotation, cellular component: mitochondrial small ribosomal subunit; ribosome. The coding region runs from base 1 to 735 and encodes 244 amino acids. Gene Ontology annotation, biological process: translation; mitochondrial translational initiation. Gene Ontology annotation, molecular function: structural constituent of ribosome. The transcript has a single exon. The record is from RefSeq and is a predicted model, not a curated record.